AUGUCCUCCUCGACUCCCGCUCCAGACGCGAAUCCAGGCGGCGAACCCGUCUCGCUGUACAUCUACGACCUGUCGAAUGGGCUGGCGGCGAUGUGGGGACAGGCAUUGACGGGCAGACCGGUCGAGGGGAUCUGGCAUACGUCGCUUGUCUUGUACGGCAUGGAAGUCUUCUACGGACAGGGCAUCUCGAUCGUCUCGCCCCCUGGCACGACUCACCACGGCGUUCCGAAGAAGGAGCUCCCCUGUGGCGUCACGCAUCUCGACAAGGAGACCUUCCUCGAGUACAUCGAGGGAUUGAGGGAGACCUACACCGCUGACGCAUACCACAUACUCGAGUUCAACUGCAACACCUUCACGAACGACGUCCUCUCCUUCCUCAACUCCUCCUCAAUCCCCUCCUACAUCCUCUCCCAACCCUCCGAAAUCAUGUCGACACCCUUCGGUGCCCAGAUGCGCCCGAUGAUUGAACAGAUGUUUGUUGGACGACGGACUGCGAGCGCGGGAAGGGCAGAGAUUGGACGACUUACGAGCCAGCUUGGAGGGUUGCCGACUCCUGCGCCGACACCGCCAAGUGCGGAGUCGGUCGCGUCCAAUCUACAAAUCGUCACCUCUGCCUCAUCCCUGCGCUCGACCAUCGUCUCCUCCCCCUCGGUGAUCGUCCUCUACACCCACCCCUCCUCCGCCUCAUUGAACGCGACGAAAAAGACGUUCGAAUCUCUCGCGCCCAAGUACGCACGCACAAAGUUUGUGCUCGUCGAGACGCACCUCGCGCACGGCGGGGCAGGCGAGUUCGCUGACCUCGGAUUGAAGGAGAACGAGAAGGAGAAGGAGACGCUCGCCUUCUUCGCGCGCGGUCGAUGCGUCAAAUCCCUUCCCUCUCCGUCACCGUCAGACCUCGAGAACAAGAUCGUCUGGCUCGAAGACCGUCUUUGGCCUUCGCACCCUCACGCGGCCGUCGGCCUCACACACCUCGACGCGCUCGUUUCCCGCGCUCGGAAGGGCGAAGGGAUGGUCACCUGGAAGGGCAUGCCGAAGAGGGAGGGGUUGGAAAGGAAAUUGGUUGAGGAGGUUGUUGGAGCUGCGUUUGGCGAGGAGGGGAGGAGGGAGCAAGUGCGUGCGGUGAUGCGGGAUGCGGUUGGGAGGGUGUUCAAGGCGGUGCAGGGAGGGAUGGGAGUCGAGCUGGAUGAGCGAGUUUGGAGCGCGGCGAUCGAGACGGUUGAGGCGCUCUCCGCGACGGAGAAGCUCGACGCAGCUCUCUUCCCGCUCAUCGACCUCCUCCGCCUCGCUUUCUCUCUCCCCACCGCCAGCGUCUCUCCAGUCACUCUCGCAUCCCUCCCCCGACUUCUCAACGCCCUCGCAGGCACGCUCGACACCCGCUCCUCCGCUCCUUCGUUCGAAACCGACCUCCUCACCUCCCUCAAACUGAUCUCCAACCUCCUCUCCCCCUCCAUCCAGUCACCUGCACUCACCGCUCGCAUCCUGGCGCCAGACAGCCUCCCCUCCCUCACUCGACUAAUCCUACACGCACUCCUCUCCCCUCCCUCGCCAGGCGCAUCGAAACUCCCACUCGUCGCCGCGCAAACGGCCUUCAGUCUCGUCGCGCGCGUAGGUGAGGAGAGGAUGUAUGAGGAGGAUGUGGGCGGGGACGAGUGGGAAGUUGAGGUGGCGAGUGCGGUUGUUGAGGCGUUGGGAGGUGCGGAAGAUGGGGAGAUCCUCCACCACCUCACCAACUCACUCGGAACCCUCCUCUUCCUUUCUCCGCACUUCUCCUCCGUCCAGUCUUUGCUCGAGGUGCUAGAGACGGAGGCGGUGCUUGCGCGGGUAGAGGAGCGGCUGGCGAAGGAGGAGAGGAACUUGGUUGGGGAGGUGAGGAGGUUGGUUAAGAGUGGAGGAGACGAGUAG
Molecule: messenger RNA, 1902 nt
Organism: Rhodotorula toruloides NP11
Lineage: Eukaryota; Fungi; Basidiomycota; Microbotryomycetes; Sporidiobolales; Sporidiobolaceae
Product: thioredoxin
Exons: 5
Coding region: 1-1902 (633 amino acids)
Biological process (GO): protein modification by small protein removal
Molecular function (GO): peptidase activity
Source: RefSeq, a predicted model, not a curated record